Messenger RNA from Ipomoea nil (Japanese morning glory), 1215 nucleotides. Its product is annotated as transcription factor MYB26-like. NCBI's taxonomy places the organism in Eukaryota, Viridiplantae, Streptophyta, Magnoliopsida, Solanales, Convolvulaceae. Bases 20 to 1012 code for a protein of 330 amino acids. The record is from RefSeq and is a predicted model, not a curated record. The transcript is spliced from 3 exons.
AGCAGUUGGGUGUGGGGAGAUGGGACACCAUAAUUGCUGCAACAAACAGAAAGUGAAGAGGGGGCUUUGGUCACCUGAGGAAGAUGAGAAACUCAUCAACUAUAUCUCCAACUAUGGCCAUGGCUGUUGGAGCUCCCUUCCUAAACUUGCUGGGUUGCAGAGGUGUGGGAAAAGCUGCAGAUUGAGAUGGAUAAAUUACCUGAGACCAGACUUGAAACGUGGGAGUUUUUCUCCUCAGGAAGCUGCGCUUAUCAUUGAACUCCAUAGGAUUCUGGGCAACAGGUGGGCACAGAUAGCGAAGCAUCUACCAGGAAGAACAGACAAUGAAGUGAAGAAUUUCUGGAACUCAAGCAUCAAGAAGAAGCUCAUCUCUAAUGGCCGCCUCUCUCAUCUACCCUCAUCACCUGCACCAAACCCUAAUUUCCAAACUUUCUAUUCACUGCAGCUUCCUAGUAGCAGUAAUAUUCCUAAUUUCAUCCAAAACAACAAUAAUAAUGUUAUUCUUAAUCUCCCCUCUCCUCCAAUGGCGCAACAACUACAAGCAGAUCUAGAUCAGAUGAACAGUUUGGUAUUUCCAGUUAUGCCCUCGGUUCCAUUAUCGUCGCCGCAGAUGAUGAUGAUGGAGACAACCUCAAUUGAUCCGACAUGGUUUCUGGGAUACCCGCAACCUCAAAACCUCAUGGAUCAUUAUCCUCAAACUUCCUUGUACAACAAUAAUUUCGAUAAUGAAUUAAUGGUCCCUCUUCUUCAUCAUCAUCAUAAUGAUGAACCCAUUAUAAUCCCAAACCUUCCUGGGAAUCUCGUUUUGUCUUCUUCAUCUUCUUCAUUAUCUUCUGGUAUUGCACAGCAAGAUGAGUUCAUCGUCCCUAACCCCAUUAUCCCAUCUCUCCCCGCCUAUGAAAUCAUGCUGCCACCAAUGCCGUCAUUGUCGCCAUCUUCUUCUUCUUCGUCGUCGUUUUCUGCAGUUCCAUGUAGCCAACUCGUCAUGAAUCCUUCAACCUGGGUUCCUUAAUUCAGACAUGGCGGAAUAUGUAUGUAUAUGUGCUUCCAUUUCAUCCAUGUUUUAUAUAUAUGUAUAUGUAAACUAUAUACAUACAUUUGUCAAAUCCUUAGCUUGGGUGAAAUUAAAGUUUGCUUCUUUGAGAAAUAUAUAUAUGUAGCUAGCUUGGGUUGUGUGUAAGUAGUAUGUAGUUCUGGAGAAUGAAUGUUGCAGCU